AUGGCCAUGGAAGCGCCAAAAAGCUCGGUCACCCUCGUCGAAGAGGUCGGACAACAAAGACCAUUGGACACUCACCAGGUGUAUCUUCAACAUCGAGAGUCUGCUUUCUUCCCGUCCGUGGACGGACUCGGUGACCAGAGCCACUCCGCUGAUCUAGCUCGUGAUCUAGCAUACUCCACAGAUGGCAGUGAUCUGGAGGACGACCCUGCGGAUUCCUUUGAUUUUCUCGCCCGCUUCACAACCAAUGACUCUGGAAUGAGCGACGCCUUUGACGUGGACAGUACCCUCGUGGCACAGGAUCCUUCUUCAGUCGGGGAAGACUCGUGGGAAGGUCUGUCUGACCGAUCUUCAUACCCUGUCAACGAGUCACGGAGCAUUCUCUUCGAACAGCACUCGAAGACAGCGAGAGAGCAGACUCGACAGAUCAACCUCGACUCUCUUGGUAUGGAAGAAUUCCAGCAUGUCACCGGUACCCCCGAUAUGGAAUUGUACCAAGAAGAAUUCUGUGUGUCGCCACCAUUCGAGAGAGACGAGUCAAAUCCCAGCCCUGUAGCACCACCGUCGGAUUCCUGGCACCGGAAACCGUCCUACUGCAGCGAGUCCAUCUCUUCUGGGACUCUGAGCAGUGCACUGGCGUUGAAAAGCCAUGAGAUUGUCGUUGCCAUCAAAGCCACAGCUCGGCUUCGUGGCUCGGCUGCUGCCACGUCGGCCAUGGGUGACUGGUCCUCGCUCAAGGAAAGUGCCUGCGUCCAUUUCUUCCAGCCGAGCAAUCUUCAACGCUAUCUGGAGUAUUACUGGGUGCUGUGGUACCCGAACUGGCCAACCAUCCAUAAACCGUCUUUCAAUGCUGCGACGUGCCCCUGUCGACUCCUCGCGCCCAUGGCCGUGAUCGGUGCGUCUUUAUCCCCGCAUCGCUCGGAUCGCGAAAACGCCAAAGUUUGGUUCGACAUGGUGGAGGAAAUGGUGUUCGCGGACGAGGCAACUUUCCCCCCAGGGAUGUCGGUGGCGAUGCCAUCCUGCCCUCCGGACCAGCUCGAGGCCAGACUGCACUCUCUCCAAGCCGCGUAUGCUGUGUGCCUCUUCCAAACCUGGGAAGGCCGAGAUACAACAGCCAAAGAGCGAAUCCGCCGACGACGCUUUGGCUCGUUGGUUUCAACGGCUCGCUGUCUCAUGAGACACGCCAAUCACGGUCAACUCGGGACGUACAGAUUCCAGGACUUUUCGUGGCAGACGUUCGUGCUCCGCGAACAACUGAUCCGCACCGUCAUGUACGUUUUUCUCCUCGACACGGCGUUCACCAUCUUCAACAAUCUGCCCCCGAGGAUGAUCAUUCGCGAGAUGACAAACGACCUGGCCUGUCCGGAACCUUGUUUCCAGGCGGCCACCUCCCAAGAGUGCUUCGAUCAGAUCCGGCAGUGGACCGCUCGCCCACGCCAUCCCGCAUGCACCUCGCUGUACGCCGCGAUCCGAUGCUUUCGGCAGAGGACCAUCGACCCGGCCACCCAGCGCGCCCUCGCCGAGACCGGCGUCCUCACUCUGUGGACGAUCGUCUCCGCCUUCCACAAUUACAUUUUCCACAUCGAUCCAGGCUUUGGGUCCGAAUCCCAAGUCGAAGCCAUGGAGAACGCCAUCGCAAACUGGCGAGUCAUAUGGAAACUCGGCCUGACGUUGGAUGGCUCGCGAGGCUCUCGCAAAUCCGCCACCACCAUUACCACCACCUCUCCGGAUUCGAACCAGACAGCUGGGUCCGGAUUGGAUUCGACCGAGUCCUGGAAGAGGACGGGCUUCAUGCGAAAGGCCCCAGAGUAUUGGCUGCUGGCACAGGUCAAACUCAAGAGGCUGUCGUCGGCCCAGAGAAGCCUCGAAGCCGCCGAAAGUCUGUCGGGCAUCAAUAGCUGGCUUUGCAAUGUUCCUGGGACGAUCCUGCCGAGAUACGACGAGACGAGCAUGGAGCAGCUCAGCGACUUUAUCAGUAGCUUUGGGGCCAUGAGGGUGUGA
Molecule: messenger RNA, 1998 nt
Organism: Fonsecaea monophora
Lineage: Eukaryota; Fungi; Ascomycota; Eurotiomycetes; Chaetothyriales; Herpotrichiellaceae
Exons: 1
Coding region: 1-1998 (665 amino acids)
Biological process (GO): regulation of transcription by RNA polymerase II; DNA-templated transcription
Cellular component (GO): chromatin
Molecular function (GO): DNA-binding transcription factor activity, RNA polymerase II-specific; RNA polymerase II cis-regulatory region sequence-specific DNA binding; zinc ion binding
Source: RefSeq, a predicted model, not a curated record